AUGAUCAUGAUUUAAAUUGUUAGUGCUCUUGACUAUAUACAUGAGUAAAAUUUCAUUCAUAGAGAUAUAUCGCCAGACAAUAUCUUAGUCUUCAAUAAUGAAAAGUUUAAGAUUUGUGACUUUGGAGUAGCUUCAUAUGGCUCAAUUACUUUUGAAUAAGUUGGUAAAAGAGAUUAUAUGGCACCGGAGAUUCUACUGGCUGAGGAUGGCUAUGAUAAAACUUGCGAUAUAUGGUCUUUAGGUAUUUUACUCUACUACUUGUGUACUGCGCAAUCAAAAUAUCAAAGCAAUAGCUUAUUAUUUUCAAUUAGAAAGAAGAAGAGUAUUGUCUUACCCAGCAUAUACUCCUAAUUUCAAGGUCUGCUUAAUAAAAUUCUUUAGAUUAAACCUCAUAAGAGACCAGGUUUAAAUGAUAUAAAGUAAGAUCUAGCCUCAAUGAUUCAAAACAAAGAAAAUUAUGUCGAAUAUUAGAAAGAAGUUCUCUUGUACGAGCUUAAUAUUCAAUUGAAUAAACUUAAAAAAAGCUAGUCAAAAAUAUUUGAUAUACUUGAAAAGCAUAGUGCUCUAGAUAUUUAGAAUUUACAUCCAGAAAUCAAAACAAAUUGCUAAUAAUUAGACAAGAUAUUAUAAGAAUAUUAUAUCCAAUUAACCUAAAUCAAACAAAUGGAUUUCAAUAACUCAUAAAAUGAAAGCAAAGCAAGUGUAAAUUUAAUGAAGUAUAGACUUAAGGACUUUAGCAGUUAUAAUAAAUUAGAAAAAAUUUUAGGAUAAAUUUAAAAUUAAGAAGAUUAAGGCUACAAUGAUGAGAUCUAGUAAAAUUUAGACAAUGAACAUGAUUUCAGUCCCUAUGUGAUAAAAAAGUCUAAGAAAAUAAAUUAAACUAGAUUGUAACGAAUAGUAAGGUUUGAUGAUAAUAUAAUAGCAACUGAUGGUUUAGCCAAGCUUUUAAUAUUUGAUUAAAAUCUAAACGAGCUUUAAACUCUUAAAUACUAAUGCUCAAUGUUUCUCCAAUAGAAUGGAUAAUUAUACUUAAUUGGCAAACAAAAGAUUGAAAUUUUAAAUCUCAGCGAUUUUAAUGUCAUGACUGAUAAGAGCCUGAAUACUGAAUCUAAAAUAUCCUAAGUAGCUUAGUUUUAAGACAAUUUAUUAAUGAUAUGUUAAUAUGAUGGAUUUGUCUAGCUGGCUAAUUCUGAGAGUUUUCAAGUACUUCAAACAUUUUUCAUUUCAUAAUGGCAGGAUUUGUUUUCACUCGAUAUAUGUAAAAUCACAACUAUUAGUCAGUAGAAUCUAAAUGAAAUCAGAUUUGCAAUAGGAAUGACUCUUGGACUGUAUAUUAUAAGAUUCAUUCAAAUGGAUAAUAUGUAAAAAUUCGAAUUAGACAUCUUAAAUGUCAUCAAAUCAGAUGUACCAAGCGGUUAUUCAUCUUUGAUACAACUAUAUUGA
Molecule: messenger RNA, 1443 nt
Organism: Stylonychia lemnae
Lineage: Eukaryota; Ciliophora; Spirotrichea; Sporadotrichida; Oxytrichidae
Source: the annotation of a GenBank genome assembly